This is a messenger RNA of Aureobasidium melanogenum CBS 110374, 951 nucleotides long. Its product is annotated as Metallo-hydrolase/oxidoreductase. Gene Ontology annotation, biological process: hydrogen sulfide metabolic process; glutathione metabolic process. Gene Ontology annotation, molecular function: sulfur dioxygenase activity. The coding region runs from base 1 to 951 and encodes 316 amino acids. The transcript has 2 exons. The record is from RefSeq and is a predicted model, not a curated record. Lineage: Eukaryota; Fungi; Ascomycota; Dothideomycetes; Dothideales; Saccotheciaceae.
AUGACUACAGCGACUGUGGAGCCGCUCAUACACAAUUUCUAUGAGCCAGUGACGGGAACUUGGCAAUACAUCGUUGAAGAUGAACAUACGAAGCAGUCCAUGAUCAUUGAUCCAGUCCUAGAUUACGACUCGGCUACCAACAAGAUCUCGACGCAUUCUGCACGCUCAAUUUUAUCAUUGGUCGAGCAACGUUCUUUGAAUGUCCAACGCCUUCUAGAGACCCACGUCCACGCCGACCACCUGACAGCCUCGCACUAUCUAAAGAUGAAGUUGUCGGCUUCGCAGUCCACUUCUCCGGCUGUAUGUAUAGGAGCCGACAUUACCGAGAUCCAAAGAGAUUUGGCGCCAAGAUACAAAAUCACCCAAUCAGAAUUAGACGAAUCCUUUGACGAGACAUAUAGCGAAGGGGACGAAUUUGACGUGGGGUCUUUGCACGUCUCCGUCAUAGAGCUCGCUGGUCAUACGCCCAACCACGUCGGCUACGUCAUUGGCAGCAAUGUCUUUGUCGGAGACUCCAUCUUCAACCCUGACUUGGGGUCUGCUAGAGUCGAUUUUCCAAAAGGUUCUGCUUCGGCGCUCUGGUCUUCGAUGCAGUUUUUACUCUCUUUACCUGGACAUUUCAAGCUUUAUACUGGCCAUGACUAUCCACCAGCGGAUCGCGAGCACGCCGGUGAGAAGGGUCAACCAAGGCCCUACGCUACUGUCGACGAACACAAACAAAGCAACAAGCAUGCCAAGUCUGGUACCGUAGAGAACGAGUUCGUGCGUUGGAGAACCAACAGAGACCACAAGCUUAAAGCUCCAAAGCUCCUGCACCAAUCCUUGCAGGUCAAUCUGCUUGGCGGACGAUUCCCGACUGCGAAUGGUCAGCGCAAUGGUCUCUUGACCGUGCCUGUAGAACUUCCCGAAGACUUUGAAAACACUGUCCAUGGGUCAAAGUCGAGUUUGUAG